Messenger RNA from Sorex fumeus (smoky shrew), 12103 nucleotides. It is a transcript of the gene FRAS1, whose product is annotated as Fraser extracellular matrix complex subunit 1. The record is from RefSeq and is a predicted model, not a curated record. Gene Ontology annotation, molecular function: protein binding. Gene Ontology annotation, biological process: cell communication. NCBI's taxonomy places the organism in Eukaryota, Metazoa, Chordata, Mammalia, Eulipotyphla, Soricidae. Gene Ontology annotation, cellular component: membrane. Bases 62 to 12103 code for a protein of 4013 amino acids. The transcript is spliced from 74 exons.
CCCGGAUCGGUUUCUUGGAUGCUGAAGGCUGAGCCGUUCCAGCGCGGGUGCCCAGGCGGCGAUGGGUGUCUUCGGAGUGUGGCUCGGGGUGGCCCUCGCCUUGGCGGAAUUUGCAGUAUUGCCUCAUCAUUCUGAAGGUGCUUGUGUCUAUAAGGGCUCCUUGUUGGCGGAUGCCACAGUUUGGAAGCCCGAUUCGUGCCAGAACUGUCGUUGCCAUGGCGAUAUCAUUAUCUGCAAACCUGCUGUUUGCAGAAACCCUCAGUGUGCCUUUGAGAAGGGAGAAGUUCUUCAAAUACCUGCCAACCAGUGCUGCCCUGAAUGUGUGUCCAGGACAUCUGGAUCUUGCCGUCAUGAAGAGAAAGUCCAUGCGCAUGGAGCCCAGUGGGCUUCAUCUCCGUGUAGCGUGUGUGCCUGCACUCACGGGGAAGUCCGAUGUACCCCGCAACCUUGCCCGCCUCUGCGGUGUGGACCCGGGAAGCGGGAACUCAUCCCCGAAGGCAGCUGCUGCCCAGUCUGCGUGGGUCCUGGGAAGCCGUGUUCCUCUGAGGAGCGGGUGUAUCAGGAUGGACAGGAGUGGUCGCUGAGCCCGUGUGCCAGAUGCACCUGCAGAGAUGGGACCGUCCAGUGCUUCACAGCCCAGUGCCAGCCUCUGUUUUGUAACCAGGAUGAAACCGUAGUCCGAGUCCCCGGACAGUGCUGCCCCCGGUGCUCCGCGCGGACCUGCACUGCAGCCGGCCGAGUCCACGAGCAUGGUGAGCAGUGGAGUGAAAACGCCUGUACCACGUGCAUCUGUGACCAGGGAGAGAUCAAGUGCCAUAAGCAGGCCUGCCCCCCGCUGCGAUGUGAGAAGGGCCAGAAAAAGGCUCGCCGCCCCGGGGAGUGCUGUGAAGAGUGUGUCUCUCCGGCCAGAAGCUGCUCCUCCGAUGGGGUUGUGCGGUACCAGGGGGACAUGUGGAAGAGCUCGGCCUGUGAGUUCUGCAUGUGUGACCGGGGCCAGGUGACCUGCCACCCUGGCGAGUGUGCCACAGUGCGGUGUGGCCAGGGUGAAGAAUUAAUUCACUUCGGUGGAAAAUGCUGUCCCGAAUGCAUUGCCAAGAAUGGUUAUUGUCGAUAUGAAGAAAAUGUAGAAUUUAUGUCUUCAAAUGUGAGUGAAGUUAAACAUAUUCCAGAGGGCGAGAAGUGGGAGGACGGCCCUUGCAAGGUGUGUGAGUGCCGGGGUGCUCAGGUGACAUGCUACGAGCCCUCUUGUCCCCCAUGUCCUGUCUCCACACUAGCCCGAGUGGUGAAGGGACGCUGUUGUCCAGACUGUACAUCAGUUCGUUGUCACCCAGACUGCCUGACCUGCUCCCAGUCUCCAGACCACUGUGACCUCUGCCAGGACCCCACAAAGCUGCUGCUCAGUGGACGCUGUGUGCACAGCUGUGGCCUGGGAUUUUACCAGGCUGGUGCUCUCUGUCUAGCCUGCCAGCCUCAGUGCUCCACAUGCAGCAACGCGCACGAGUGCUCCUCCUGCCAGCCCCCGCUGCUAAUGCAGCACGGGCACUGUGUCCCUUCGUGCGGACCCGGCUUCUACCGGGAUCAUCACGCCUGUGCAGUCUGCAGCGAGUCCUGUGCCACCUGCUGGGGUCCCACGGAGAAGCAGUGCUCGUCCUGCAGAGACCCCCUGCACGUGCUGCGAGAUGGCAGCUGCCAAGACAGCUGUGGUGAUGGCUUUUACAACAAGCAAGGGACCUGCAUUGCUUGUGACCAGUCCUGUAAGAGCUGUGGCCCCAAUAGCCCCAGGUGUCUCACCUGUGUUGGAAAGACAGUGUUGCACGAUAGGAAAUGCAUUUCUGAAUGCCCCGAUGGGUUCUACGCUGAUGCCACUGGCAGAUGCAAAGCAUGUCAUCACUCCUGUGCCAGCUGCUCUGGACCUCUGGUCUCCCACUGCACUUCCUGUCCCCACCCCCGGGCUCUACGCCAAGGUCUCUGCCUGCCCAGCUGUGGAGAGGGAUUCCACCCCGACCACGGGGUCUGCAAAGCCUGCCAUCCCUCUUGCCUGGCCUGCGUGGGCCCAGAGCCCUCUCACUGCACCCGGUGUAAGAAGCCAGAGGACGCACUGCAAGCAACACCACUGCCUGGGGUUGACAUUCCCUCAGGCGAGUGCCUGCCCCACUGCAGAGCCCAGUUUUACUUGGAGAGCACUGGACGGUGUGAAGCUUGCCACCAGUCCUGUGUGGAGUGUGCCGGCAGGAGUCCACACAACUGCACUGUCUGCCAGCCCUCCCGGGCACUGCUGGAUGGCCGCUGCCUCGCCCGCUGCCCAGAUGGAUUCUUCACCCAGGAAAGAGCUUGCACAGAAUGCCACCCGACCUGCAGGCAGUGCCAGGGGCCGUUGGAAUCUGACUGUAUUUCCUGUCACCCUCACGCCACUCUGACUGCUGGGAGCUGCCAGACCAACUGCAAGGAAAAACAGUUCGUCAACAUCACGGGCUACUGUGCUGACUGCCAUCCUCUGUGCCAGCGCUGUGUGGCUCAGCCCCAACGCCCCAAGAGCAUCUGCCUGACGUGCCAGCAUCCCCAUCAUCUGCUCCUGGGGGACCACUGUGUUCCCAGCUGCCCUCCCGGACACUAUGCAGAGAGAGGAGCUUGUAAAAAAUGUCACUCCUCCUGCAGGACCUGCCAUGACAGAGGUCCCUUCUCCUGCUCCUCGUGUGACCCCGGCCUCGUUCUGUCUCACCUGGGCACCUGCAGCAUGACCUGCUUCCCCGGGCACUAUCUCGAUGGCAACCGUGCCUGUCAGCCGUGUGAUGCUCAGUGUGGAAGUUGUGACUCUCAGGCCAGCUGUACCUCCUGCCGAGAUCCCAACAAGGUCCUGCUCUUUGGGGAGUGUCAGUACGAGGCCUGUGCCCCGCAGUACUAUCUCGACUUCUCCACCAAGACUUGCAGAGAGUGUCACUGGACUUGCAGCACCUGCACCGGGCCUCUGAGCACAGACUGCCUGCAGUGCCUGGACGGCUACGUCCUCCAGGAGGGCGCGUGCGUGGAGCAGUGCUCGCCCGCCUUCUACCGCCACGCGGGCCUUUGCAAGGGCUGUGACAGCCACUGUCUCCAGUGCCAAGGUCCCCGGGAGUGCACCCGCUGUGAAGAACCAUUUCUCCUUUUGGAAUCUCAGUGUGUCCAGGAAUGCGGCAAGGGGUACUUUGCCGAUCGUGUAAACCACAGAUGCACAGCCUGUCCGCAGGGAUGCUUGCAGUGUCAGCACAGGGACCGGUGCUAUGUCUGUGCCCAGGGAUUCUUCCUGAAGCGUGGUCUCUGCAUUGCCAGCUGCCUUCCCGGUUUCUUUGCCCACGUGCCUAAUGAAACCUGCUCUGGCCAAAUACACACCCCGAGUCUUCAUGUAAAUGGCUCCCUCACCCUUGCCAUUGGUUCAAUGAAGCCACUUGAUUUCUCGCUCCUGAAUGUCCAAGACCAGGAUGGCAGCGUCGAAGACCUCCUGUUCCACGUUGUGAGCACUCCCACCAACGGUCAGCUGGUGCUUUCGAGGAACGGAAAAGAGGUUCAGCUCGACAAGGCCAAGCACUUUAGCUGGAAAGAUGUGCAUGAGAACAAAGUGCGUUUUGUGCACAGCAAAGAGAAGCCCAGGAAAGGUUACUUCUCGCUGAAAAUCAGUGACCAGCAGUUCUUCUCUGAGCCGAAGCUGAUCAACAUACAAGCAUUUUCAACACAGGCCCCCUAUGUGCUGAGAAACGAGGCUCUGCGUAUCAGCAGAGGAGAGAAGGGGACCAUCACCAACCAGCUGCUCGACAUCCGGGAUGACGACAACCCCCAGGAUGUGGUUGUCGAGGUGCUGGACCCUCCGCUUCACGGCCAGUUGCUGCACACGCUGCAGUCGCCCCCGGCUCCACUCUAUCAGUUCCGGCUGGACGAAUUGUCCAGGGGCCUUGUCCACUACGCUCAUGGGGGCUCACACGGCACUUCUGACGUGGCAGUGCUGCAGGCCAACGAUGGACACUCCUUCCAGAAUAUUCUCUUUCACGUGAAGAUUGUUCCCAAGAAUGCUGGUGGUCUUCGACUUGUGGCCAAUUCAAUGGUGUGGGUCCCAGAAGGGGGCCUGCUACAGAUCACCAAUAAGAUCCUACAGGCCGAAGCUCCGGGUGCCAGUGCCUCGGAAAUCAUCUACAAAAUCACAGAGGAUCACCCCCAAUUCGGGGAGGUGGUCCUUCUGAUUAACAUGCCAGCUGACAGCCCCGCAGAUGAAGGGCAACACCUGCCUGAUGGAAGGACAGCGACUCCCACCAACACCUUCACACAACAAGACAUUGACGAAGGCAUUGUGUGGUACAGGCACUCAGGAGUCCCAGCCCAGAGCGACUCCUUCCGUUUUCAGGUGUCCAGUGCCACCGAUGCCCACACCCAUCUGCAGAGCCGCAUGUUCAACAUUGCCAUUUUACCACAGACACCAGAAGCAUCGAAACUCUCUCUGGGAGCCACGCUACACAUGACCGCUCGAGAGGACGGCUUGACUGUGAUUCAGCCUCAUUCCCUCUCCUUUGUAAACUCCAAAAAGCCAAGUGGGAAGGUUGUAUACAAUAUCACCCUGCCUCUGCAUCCAAAUCAAGGUACCAUUGAAUACAAGGAUCAGCCUCACGUUCCCAUCAGAUACUUCUCCCAGGAAGAUAUUAACCAGGGCCGAGUCCUAUACCGUCCUCCUCCAGCUGCCCCCCAUCUCCAGGAAAUCAUGGCCUUCUCCUUUGCUGGUCUUCCUGAAUCAGUGAAAUUCCACUUCACAGUUUCCGAUGGAGAGCACACGAGUCCAGAGAUGGCCCUCACCAUUCACCUGCUGCCCACCGAUGAGCGCCUACCGGCUUUCCAGGUCAUGGCUCCACUGCUUGAGGUUACCUCAGGGGGAAGCGCUUCUCUCGGGCUUCAGUUGACAGUUAGCGAUACCAAGACAGACCCUGAAGAGCUCUACUUUGAGCUUCUGAAACCUCCACAGCACGGCGCGCUUCUUAAGUACACAACUGACUUUCAAGGGCCCAUGACUGCAGGGGACGCAUUCACGUAUGCAGACAUUGAGAAGAAUGCACUGCAGUAUCUGCACGACGGCUCCUUGGCCCGGGAAGACAGCCUGGAGAUCUCAGUCACAGACUCACUGACCACCAGCACUGUGGAAGUGAGGGUGCAGGUGACACCAUCGCAGGACUCUGGACCUCGGCUGGCCGCGGGGGCCUCGCUCAGCAUCACUGUUGCUAGUAAAAGUACAGCUGUCAUCACGCGGUCACACCUGGCUUAUGUGGAUGAUUCUUCACCAGACUCAGAGAUACGGAUUCGAUUAAGCUCUCUACCCAGGUAUGGCACUCUCUUAAAAACCGAAGGACCGGAGGUGGAAGAACUGUCCGAGGUUUCCAACUUCACAAUGGAAGACAUCAACAGCAAAAAAAUUCGGUACUCAGCUGUACUUGAGACUGAAGGCCACAUGGCUACGGACAACUUCCACUUCUCUGUCUCUGAUAUGGACCAUAACCAUCUGGACAAUCAGAUGUUUACCAUCACGAUCGUUCCUGUCAAGAGCCCACCUCCAGUCAUUGCCUUUGCUGACCUUAUCACGGUUGAUGAGGGCGGCAGAGCCCCGCUGUCAUUUCACCAUUUCUUUGCUACCGACGAGCACGACAACCUCCGGAGAGAUGCCGUCAUUAAAAUCAGCGCUCUGCCCAAAUUCGGCUGCAUUGAGAACACGGGGACAGGUGAUCGUUUUGGCCCGGGAAUGACUGGUCAUUCUGAUGCCUCCUUCCCUAUUCAAGACGUCCUGGAAAACUACAUUUACUACUUCCAGAGUGUUCAUGAAAGCAUUGAGCCCACCCAUGACAUUUUUAGUUUUUAUGUAAGUGAUGGAAACAGUCAUUCAGAAAUCCAAAGCAUCAACAUCACCAUCGAGAGAAAGAAUGAUGAACCUCCCAGGAUGACCUUGCGACCCCUCCAAGUACAUCUGAGCUCAGGAGAGGUGAUAAGCAAUUCUUCCCUGAGCCUACAAGACCUGGACACUCCCGAUAAUGAGCUGAUUUUUGUGUUGACCAAUACCCCUCACCACGGUCAUGUAUUCCUUAGACGAAGUGCCUCUGAGCCUCUGGAGAAUGGGAGGGUUUUGACCCAAGGCUCCUCCUUUACCUACGAGGAAGUCCUGUCCGGGCUGGUGGGCUACGUGCCUGGUGGGCCUGGUAUGGCAGUGGACGAGUUCCAGUUCUCCCUGAGUGAUGGUCUCCACACAAACCUGGGGAGAAUGGAGAUCUUUGUUGAACUGCCUACAGGUGACACCCCCCACUUGGCUGUAAACAGAGGCCUGCAGCUCUCAGCAGGAUCAGUAGCACGUAUCACAGAACAGCACUUGAAGGCCACGGACACCCACUCCGAUGCCCAUCGGGUGUUGUACGUGCUGAGGGAAGACCCUGGAGCAGGUCAUCUACAGGUGGUCCAGCGCGACCACGUGGAGCAAAUUUCUGCGGAGGGCCCUGUCCGAAGCUUCACACAGGCGGACAUCAGCCAAGGCCAACUGGAAUAUAGUCAUGAAAAAGGAGAACCUGGUGGCAGCUUUGUUUUUAAGUUUGACGUGGUUGAUGGAGACGGCAACAAAUUGACUGGCCAGUCAUUUUCCAUCAGCGUUCAGGAAGACAGAUCCCCACCUGUCAUCAUCACCAAUAAAGGUCUCAUCUUGGAUGAAAACUCAGUGAAGAAAAUCACAACUCUGCAGCUCUCUGCCACUGACCAGGAGCGUGUGCCUGCAGAACUGACCUACAGAGUCACCAGACAGCCACACCUGGGCCACCUGGAACUUGCAACCUCCCCAGGACUCCGGAUCACUUCCUUUACUCAAGCUGACCUGAUGUCACGGAAUGUCCAGUAUGUCCAUUCCAGUGAGACCGAAAAACAUUCCGAUGCCUUCAGCUUUACAUUAUCUGACGGAGUCCAUGAGGUGACCCAGACGUUUCACAUCACCAUUCGCCCUGUGGAUGACUCGCUGCCCAUUGUCCAGACCACGGGGUUGCGAGUCCAGGAGGGAGUGAGGAAGACCAUUACAGAGUUCGAGCUGAAGGCGGUGGAUGCAGACACCGAGGCCGGUUUCAUCACCUUCACCAUCACACAGUCACCGCGCCACGGUACCAUCGAGCGAGCUGGCAUCGGGCCACGCUCUCAGCACACCUCCACCUUCACCAUGGAGGACAUCUACCAGAACCGGGUCAGCUACAACCACGACGGCAGCAACUCCCUCAAGGACCGGUUUGCCUUCACAGUGACUGAUGGCACCAACCCCUUCUUCAUUGUCCAGGAGGGAGAGAAGGAGAUUAUGACAGCGGCACCUCAGCAAUUCCAAAUAGACAUACUCCCUGUAGAUGAUGGCACUCCGAGAAUUGUCACCAACCUGGGACUACAAUGGCUGGAAUAUAUGGAUGGCAAGGCCACCAACCUGAUCACCAAGAAAGAGCUGCUGACCAUGGACCCGGACACGGAGGACCAGCAGCUUGUGUAUGAGAUCAUGGUGGGGCCCAGCCAUGGCUACGUGGAGAACAAGCUACAGCCUGGCAGGGCCACUACUACGUUCACACAGGAGGAGGUGAACUUGGGGCUGAUUCGUUAUGUGUUGCUCGAAGAGAAGAUCCAUGAAAUGAUGGACAGUUUCCAGUUUCUGGUGAAAGACAGUAAACCCAAUGUGGUCAGGGACAAUGUCUUCCACAUCCAGUGGUCCGUCAUUAGCUUUAAAUAUACCAGCUACAAUGUCAGUGAGAAGGCGGGGUCCGUCAGCGUCACCGUGCAGAGGAAUGGGAACCUCAACCAAUAUGCCAUUGUCCUGUGUCGUACCGAGCAAGGCUCUGCCAGCUCCAGCUCCAGGGUCGGCUCCCCGCCUGGCCAGCAGGACUACAUGGAGUACGCCGGCCAGGUGCAGUUUGACGAGCGAGAGGACACCAAGUCCUGCACCAUUGUCAUCAAUGAUGAUGAUGUGUUUGAGAAUAUCGAAAGUUUCACCGUGGAGCUCAGCAUGCCGGCAUAUGCCCUGUUAGGGGAGAUCACCCAGGCCAAGGUCAUUAUCAAUGACACUGAGGAUGAACCCACUCUGGAGUUUGAUAAGAAGACCUACCGAGUCAACGAGAGUGCCGGGUUUUUGUUUGCACCUAUUGAAAGAAAAGGGGACUCAAGCAGCAUCGUGUCUGCAGUUUGCUACACGGUUCCUAAGUCGGCGAUGGGCAGCAGCCUCUAUGCUCUUGAAUCGGGCUCUGAUUUUAAAUCGAGAGGAAUGUCUGCGGAGAGUCGUGUGAUCUUCGGGCCCGGGGUGACCAAGUCCACCUGUGACGUCAUGCUCAUUGACGACAGCGAGUAUGAAGACGAAGAAGAGUUUGAGAUUGUUCUGGCAGAUGCCUCUGACAAUGCCCGCAUUGGGAGGGUGGCAUCCGCCAAGGUGCUCAUAAGUGGUCCCAAUGACGCCUCCACCGUGUCCCUGGGCAACACGGCCUUCACGGUUAGCGAGGAUGCAGGUACCGUGAAGAUCCCAGUUAUCCGCCACGGCACUGACCUGUCUACCUUCACAUCUGUCUGGUGUGCGACGCGCCCCUCAGACCCAGCGUCGGCCACGCCGGGAGUGGACUAUGUCCCCAGCUCGAGGAAGGUGGAGUUUGGCGCAGGGGUCACUGAGCAGUAUUGCACCUUGACUAUCCUGGAUGACACUCAGUAUCCAGUAAUCGAAGGGCUGGAGACCUUUGUGGUCUUCCUCAGCUCAGCACAAGGGGCCGAACUGACCAAACCCUUCCAGGCUGUUAUUGCAAUUAAUGACACAUUCCAAGAUGUGCCCAGCAUGCAGUUCUCCAAGGAGUCGCUGCGGGUGCAGGAGAAGGAUGGCGUCCUGCAUGUGCCCAUCGUGCGCAGCGGAGACCUGAGCUACGCGUCCUCCGUGCGCUGCUGCACGCGCGGCCUCUCGGCGCGGGUCAUGGAAGACUUCGAGGAGCGGAGAAACGCGGACUCUUCCCGGAUCACCUUCCUGAAAGGGGACAAAAUGAAGAACUGUACUGUCUCGAUCCAUGAUGACUCCAUCUUUGAGCCUGAGGAACAGUUCCAGGUCUACCUCAGCCAUCCUCUUGGAAACCACUGGAGUGGAGCCAGAAUCGGAAAGAAUAACCUGGCCACCAUCACAAUAUCCAAUGAUGAAGAUGCACCAACCAUUGAGUUUGAAGAAGCUGCAUACCAAGUUCGAGAACCCUCAGGGCCGGAUGCCAUGGCCAUUCUCAACAUCAAGGUGAUUCGCAGAGGAGAUCAGAACAGGACGUCCAAGGUUCGCUGCAGCACAAGAGACGGCUCUGCCCAGUCUGGUGUGGAUUAUUACCCGAAGAGUCGAGUGUUAAAGUUCAGCCCCGGUGUGGACCAUAUCUUUUUCAAAGUUGAGAUUCUCUCCAAUGAAGACCGGGAGUGGCAUGAAUCCUUCUCCCUAGUCCUUGGUCCAGAUGACCCCGUAGAGGCAGUUCUCGGCGAUGUGACCACGGCCACAGUGACGAUUCUAGACCAGGAGGCAGCGGGGAGCCUGAUACUGCCAGCACCACCCAUUGUUGUCACACUUGCUGACUAUGACCACGUGGAAGAGGUCACCAAGGAAGGAGCCAAGAAAUCCCCCUCCCCGGGCUACCCACUGGUCUGUGUCACUCCCUGUGACCCCCACUUCCCCAAGUAUGGGGUAAUGAGGGAGCGCUGCCUGGAGGCUGGCAUCAACCGCUCCUCCGUGCAGUUCAGCUGGGAAGUGGCUGCCCCCACAGAUGGCAACGGGGCCCGGUCUCCUUUUGAGACCAUCACUGACAACACACCGUUCACCAGCGUCAACCACAUGGUCCUGGAUAGCAUUUACUUCAGCCGGAGGUUCCAUGUGCGUUGCGUGGCAAAGGCUGUGGACAAGGUGGGCCACGUGGGGACCCCCUUAAGGAGCAACAUUGUUACCAUUGGCACAGACAGUGCCAUCUGCCACACCCCAGUGGUGGCUGGGACAGCAAGAGGCUUCCAGGCUCAGUCCUUCAUCGCGACCUUGAAAUACCUGGACGUCAAACACAAGGAGCAUCCCAACAGAAUUCACAUCUCGGUGCAGAUCCCACACCAGGAUGGGAUGCUGCCCCUCAUCUCCACCAUGCCUUUGCACAACUUGCACUUCCUGCUCUCCGAGUCCAUCUACAGACACCAGCACGUCUGCUCCAAUCUCGUCACCACCCGGGACCUGCGAGGCAUCUCAGAGGCAGGAUUUCUGGAUGACCGGGUCUACGAUAGCACUGCCCUGGGCCCUGGCUAUGACCGCCCCUUCCAGUUUGACCCCAGCGUGCGCGAGUCAAAGUCCAUCCAGCUCUACAAACACCUGAACCUGAAGAGCUGUGUGUGGACCUUUGACGCCUACUACGACAUGACAGAGCUGAUAGAUGUCUGUGGUGGCUCUGUCACUGCUGAUUUCCAGGUGCGAGACUCAGCCCAGUCCUUCCUGACAGUGCACGUGCCCCUGUAUGUGUCCUACAUCUACGUGACGGCCCCCAGGGGCUGGGCGUCCUUGGAGCACCACACGGAGAUGGAGUUCUCCUUCUUCUAUGACACAGUUCUCUGGAGAACAGGAAUCCAGACCGACAGUGUGCUGUCUGCAAGGCUUCAGAUCAUCAGGAUCUACAUUCGAGAGGAUGGCCGGCUUGUCAUUGAAUUCAAAACCCACGCCAAAUUCAGAGGACAGUUUGUGAUGGAGCACCACACCCUCCCUGAUGUGAAGUCCUUCAUACUGACUCCAGACCACCUCGGAGGCAUUGAGUUUGACCUGCAGCUCCUCUGGAGUGCUCAGACUUUUGACUCACCAUAUCAACUCUGGAGAGCCACAAGCUCUUACAACAGGAAGGAUUACUCCGGGGAGUACACCAUUUUCCUCAUCCCCUGCACCGUGCAGCCCACGCAGCCCUGGAUAGACCCCGGAGAGAAGCCUCUGGCCUGUACUGCACACGCCCCCGAAAGGUUCCUGAUACCCAUUGCUUUCCAGCAGACCAACCGCCCCGUGCCAGUUGUGUACUCACUCAACACAGAAUUUCAGCUCUGUAACAACGAGAAGGUUUUUCUGAUGGAUCCCAACACGUCUGAUAUGUCCCUGGCAGAAAUGGAUUACAAAGGCGCCUUCUCAAAAGGUCAAAUCCUUUAUGGCCGAGUGCUUUGGAAUCCAGAACAAAACCUUAAUUCUGCUUACAAGCUUCAGCUGGAGAAAGUCUAUCUUUGUACUGGCAAGGAUGGUUACGUACCUUUUUUUGAUCCCACGGGGACAAUCUACAAUGAGGGACCACAGUAUGGAUGCAUUCAGCCAAAUAAACACCUAAAACACAGAUUUCUGCUACUGGACCGCAGUCAGCCGGAGGUCACUGAUAAGUACUUCCACGAUGUGCCCUUCGAGGCCCACUUCGCCUCCGAGCUGCCCGAUUUCCAUGUGGUCAGCAGCAUGCCGGGUGUGGAUGGAUUCACGCUGAAAGUAGAUGCACUUUAUAAGGUGGAAGCCGGACACCAGUGGUACCUCCAGGUCAUCUACAUCAUCGGCCCCGACACCCUCUCCGGGCCCCGGGUGCAGCGCUCUCUCACAGCACCCGUGCGACGCCCCCGCAGGGACCUGGUGGACCCCAGCGGCCGGUUGACCCUGGACGACUCCCUCAUCUACGACAACGAAGGGGACCAAGUCAAGAACGGCACCAACAUGAAGUCGCUGAGCCUGGAGCUGCAGGAGCCCGUCCUCGCCGCGUCCCUCUCCCAGACGGGCGCAUCCCUGGGCAGCGCGCUUGCUGCGGUCAUGCUGCUGCUCCUCGUGUGCCUGGUGGCCUGCUUCCUCACCAGGAAGUGCCAGAAGCAGAGGAAGAAGCCAGCCCCGGAGGACGUCCUGGAGGAGUACCCCCUGAACACGAAGGUGGACGUGCCCCGGCGGAGCCCCGAGCAGGUGGAGAAGAACGUGCACAGACAGUACUGCACCGUGCGCAACGUCAACCUGCUGGGCGAUGCUGACGCCACCGCCUACGUCUUCAAAGGCGCCAAGGUGAAGAAACUGAACCUGGAGGUCCGAGUCCACAACAACCUACAGGAGGGAACGGAAGUUUAA